This is a messenger RNA of Cydia pomonella (codling moth), 546 nucleotides long. Its product is annotated as chorion class CB protein M5H4-like. Gene Ontology annotation, cellular component: egg chorion. The transcript has 2 exons. Gene Ontology annotation, biological process: multicellular organism development; chorion-containing eggshell formation. The coding region runs from base 95 to 487 and encodes 130 amino acids. The record is from RefSeq and is a predicted model, not a curated record. Lineage: Eukaryota; Metazoa; Arthropoda; Insecta; Lepidoptera; Tortricidae. Gene Ontology annotation, molecular function: structural constituent of egg chorion.
AAUCUAUGCAACAUACUUUAAAGUAUAAAAGUGCCUCAUUAUCUGUUUUAUUAUACAUUUAAUUCAUUGUCCCGUGUUUGGAACAAAGUCCAAAAUGGCCUUCAAAUUUGUAAUUUUCUGCACAUCAGCUUUCUUAGUACAGUCCAUUGUCACCCAGUCAACUAACUGCGGCUGCCGCUCUAUCACGAUAUCUGACAACGGUGGUGCUUUUGCGAUAACCAGCAUCGGUCCCAUCGCGCCGUCCGGCAUCGCCGUCGCCACGGACCUGGCCCUGUCCGGCGACCUGGACCUGUCCGGCGCGCUGCCGUACCUGAGCGCGGUGGCGUUCGAGGGCCAGUUCAACACCAACGGCACAGCGCCGGUAUCGUACAGCUGUGGGGACUGCGUGGCCAUCACGCAGGAGGUCGGGAAUCCGAGUAGCGUGAACGCUGGCCUCUCGUCUGGCUAUGGCGCUGGUAUUAUCAACAGCUGUGGUAGACGUUCUUAAGACACAAUCCCAGUUUAGUUUAUUAAUUACUUAUUAGAAUUAUAUUUUAGUAAACCUUA